Messenger RNA from Telopea speciosissima, 1078 nucleotides. RefSeq names its product aquaporin TIP1-3-like. Gene Ontology annotation, biological process: water transport; transmembrane transport. Gene Ontology annotation, molecular function: water channel activity. NCBI's taxonomy places the organism in Eukaryota, Viridiplantae, Streptophyta, Magnoliopsida, Proteales, Proteaceae. The coding region runs from base 44 to 802 and encodes 252 amino acids. The record is from RefSeq and is a predicted model, not a curated record. Gene Ontology annotation, cellular component: membrane. The transcript has 3 exons.
UUCUAACUAACAAUUUGAUCUAUUGAGUUGCUGAAACUCGAAAAUGCCAAUCACAAGAAUUGCAGUUGGAUCGCCCGGUGAGGCCAGCCAUCCCGAUGCUCUCAAGGCCGCACUAGCUGAAUUCUUCUCAAUGGUUAUCUUCGUCUUCGCCGGCGAGGGCUCCGGCAUGGCUUUCAACAAGCUCACUAGCAAUGGAUCCUCGACGCCGGCUGGCCUUAUUCAGGCGUCUCUGGCUCAUGCCUUCGCAUUGUUUGUGGCGGUUUCCGUCGGUGCUAACAUUUCAGGGGGACACGUCAACCCGGCUGUGACCUUUGGUGCCUUCGUUUGCGGACACAUAACACUGUUAAGGGGAAUCUUGUACUGGAUUGCUCAGUUGCUCGGAUCUGUCGUUGCUUGCUUGCUUCUUAAAUUCGCCACCGGUGGAUUGGAAACGUCGGCAUUUUCGUUGUCAACUGAUGUGAGCGCAUGGAAUGCUGUGGUGUUCGAGAUCGUGAUGACCUUUGGGUUAGUCUACACCGUCUACGCUACUGCAGUAGAUCCCAAGAAGGGAAACCUUGGGACCAUUGCACCCAUUGCGAUUGGUUUCAUUGUGGGUGCCAACAUCUUGGCUGGUGGGGCAUUUGAUGGUGCUUCCAUGAACCCAGCCGUGUCUUUUGGUCCUGCAGUGGUAAGCUGGACAUGGACCAGUCACUGGGUCUACUGGGUUGGGCCACUGAUUGGUGCUACACUUGCUGCCCUUAUCUAUGAUCACAUCUUCAUCGAUUGCAACACGCACGAGCAACUUCCCGUCGCGGAUUAUUAAGAAGAUUAAUCUGUGUCAGAUUCAAUUGAAGGUCUCUGUUUAUGUUUCUGUCUCUCUGCAACUCCCUCUAUUAAGUCUUGAGUGAGCACAGAGAAUGAUGUUGGGGAAAGAGUGCAAUGGUUGAUUUGAUCAAGUGAUGGCCUGGUCUGGGAUUGUGGAAUUUGGUUUUCUUUUUCCUUUUCUGUGCUGUGGGUGUCUAGGUUUGCUUUUGAUGUUUUAAUUCCUUUUCAUUCUAGAGUUGGUAAGAGUUCAAGGCUGCUGUAAAAUUUAAUGUUU